AGGUGGGCCGUGUGGGGGAGAUCGUAUGCGAGAGCGGCGGGGCUUUAUAAGUGCGGGGGCGUGCCAGCAUCGUGUUUAGAUUAGUCAGUAGGCCAACUGUCGGCUACUGCUGGUUGGGCUUUCACUAUUUUUGCUCAUGCCACCGACAAUGCGCUGCUCCGGGAGAAUUAAGUAUAGGGCUGCGAGGCUGGCGUUAAUAAUCGCACCGGGCCUGCUUUUGGCAAUUUCGCAACACAUCCAAUACUGGGCGAGUUUACCAGGCAGCAGCGAGCUUGACCAAUGUUUUCAGUUUCCCGACAGCGGGCCAGACCAUCGAACAAAAAGCUAAAGCCAAUGGCCAUUCAGCUGCUGCACAAAUCGCAAAACACCGCCGGG
Linderina pennispora is the source of this 375-nucleotide messenger RNA. RefSeq lists its product as uncharacterized. Lineage: Eukaryota; Fungi; Kickxellomycota; Kickxellomycetes; Kickxellales; Kickxellaceae. The transcript has a single exon. Bases 137 to 328 code for a protein of 63 amino acids. The record is from RefSeq and is a predicted model, not a curated record.